Messenger RNA from Calidris pugnax (ruff), 2895 nucleotides. It is a transcript of the gene USP43, whose product is annotated as ubiquitin specific peptidase 43. The transcript has 19 exons. The record is from RefSeq and is a predicted model, not a curated record. Bases 1 to 2895 code for a protein of 964 amino acids. NCBI's taxonomy places the organism in Eukaryota, Metazoa, Chordata, Aves, Charadriiformes, Scolopacidae. Gene Ontology annotation, biological process: protein deubiquitination. Gene Ontology annotation, molecular function: cysteine-type deubiquitinase activity.
AUGCCCACCACGCUGACGGCCACCAGUCUGGCAUCCCCCAGGAAGGUCACCAUCUCCCUGCCGCUCCGGCCGCCGGGAGCGCAGGGGCUGCGGAACCACGGGAAUACCUGCUUCAUGAACGCGGUGGUGCAGUGUCUGAGCAACACCGCCCCGCUCGCCGAGUUCCUGGCCCUGGGCCGCUACCGCGCCCGGGGGGGCCGCGCCGAGGUCACCCACCGCCUGGCAGCCCUGGUCCGAGCCCUCUGGACCCGCGACUACACGCCGCAGCUCUCCGCCGAGUUCAAGAACAUCGUCUCCAAACACAGCUCCCAGUUCCGGGGCAACGCGCAGCACGACGCCCUCGAGUUCCUGCUCUGGCUGCUGGACCGCAUGCACCAGGACCUGGGGGCUGCCUCCCCCGCCCAGCAGACCCACCGCCGCCAGGAGGAGCCCAGCGAGGACAGGAGAGGCGAUGCUGGCAGCUCCCCACCACCUGCCCAGCCCCCCCGCGGGCAGAGCUUCGUGCAGAGCCACUUCCAGGCGCAGUACAGGUCCUCCCUGACGUGCCCUCACUGCCUGAAGCAGAGCAACACCUUCGACCCCUUCCUGUGCAUCUCCCUGCCCAUCCCGCUGCGCCAGACCAGGGCUCUCAACGUCACCCUGGUGCUACAGUGCGAGCGCCGGCGGUUCCUGCGGGUGGGACUGGCCGUGCCCCUGCUGGGCACGGUGGCCGAGCUCCGGGAGAUGGUGGCACGGGAGGGACACAUCCCCCCGGAGCAGGUGAUCCUGGCCGAGGUGUCCCCGCGGGGCUUCCUGCGCUCCCUGGGGGACGCGGAGGCGCUGGGUGCUGCCGGGGAGGGGGCUCCCCUCUACGCCUUCCAGCCGCCCCCCCUUGUCCCCUGGGCUGUGAUUGGUGGGAAGCCUGGGGAUGCGGGCGGCCGUGCUGCAGGCAGGGGUGCACAGGCAACCCGCCCCGCUCUAAUUAACACCUGUACUAAACGAGACCCCCUUAAUUGCCCCCGCCCUGCCGCAGGGUGCCCCCGCAGCCUGCCCGCCUCCCCGGGGGCAGCCCAGCGCCCGCCGCCGGCCGCCCGCUCCUCCGACUGCCUGCACCCCGGGGCGGGCGGCCGCAUCCUGCUGCUGCUCUGCAACACGGCGGGCGACGGCCCCCGCCUGGCCAGGUUUGGGCCACCGCUGGUGCUGCGGGAGGAGCGGGGCGUCUCCUGGGAGCAGCUCCAGCAGAGCAUCCUGGCCCAGCUGCGGGCUCUGCUGCGGGGAGAGGUGCGGGCGCAGGGCACGGGAGCCCUUUUCCGCAUCCGCCUGGCGGGGGGCUCAGCCCCCUGCACCUACCUGUCCCCGCAGGACCCCCGCCCGCUCUGCCACCCCGCCGUCGACAGGGCGCUGCAGCUGAGCGAGACGGGUGGCCCUCCCCACGUCAAGCUGACGGUGGAGUGGGACAUGAGCACCAAAGAGCGCCUUUUCGGGGACAUCCAGGAGGAGGUGGUGCAGGACGCGGAGAGCGUGCGGCUGCAGCAGCAGGCACAUCGACAGCAGCACAGCUGCACCCUGGACGAGUGCUUCCAGCUCUACACCAAGGAGGAGCAGGGACGGGGCGUGGGGAGCCCCCCUCAGCCCGCUGUCCCCUCUGUCCCCAGGUUUGGGCCACCGCUGGUGCUGCGGGAGGAGCGGGGCGUCUCCUGGGAGCAGCUCCAGCAGAGCAUCCUGGCCCAGCUGCGGGCUCUGCUGCGGGGAGAGGUGCGGGCGCAGGGCACGGGAGCCCUUUUCCGCAUCCGCCUGGCGGGGGGCUCAGCCCCCUGCACCUACCUGUCCCCGCAGGACCCCCGCCCGCUCUGCCACCCCGCCGUCGACAGGGCGCUGCAGCUGAGCGAGACGGGUGGCCCUCCCCACGUCAAGCUGACGGUGGAGUGGGACAUGAGCACCAAAGAGCGCCUUUUCGGGGACAUCCAGGAGGAGGUGGUGCAGGACGCGGAGAGCGUGCGGCUGCAGCAGCAGGCACAUCGACAGCAGCACAGCUGCACCCUGGACGAGUGCUUCCAGCUCUACACCAAGGAGGAGCAGGUACCCCCAGCCCUGCCCUCUCCCUCCUACUGCUGCAACGCGCUGGAUGGGCGCUGGUACAGCUACGACGACAGCCGGGUGGAGGGGGUGCAGGAGGCGGAGGUGGGCACCCGCAGCGCCUACAUCCUCUUCUACCAGCGGCGCCACGGGGCCGCCGGCACCUCCGGCAGGGCCUACUGCUGCAACGCGCUGGAUGGGCGCUGGUACAGCUACGACGACAGCCGGGUGGAGGGGGUGCAGGAGGCGGAGGUGGGCACCCGCAGCGCCUACAUCCUCUUCUACCAGCGGCGCCACGGGGCCGCCGGCACCUCCGGCAGGGGUGAGCACCCACGGGCACCCACGGGCACACGGAACACGGGACAUGCGUGUGCUGUGGAGCCCAAGGCACGUGGCAGGGGUGUGUGUGCACUGGUGUGGGGUGCACGGGGCGGUGUGUGCACGCGUGGAGCGCUAAGGUGCGUGUGUGCAGGGUGGGGGGUGCACACAGCACGGCUGCGCACACGCGUGUGCACGUGGACAAGCGUGCAUGGACAGUAUGGCAGGCACAUACACAGAGCAAAGCUGCGUGCACACACGGACACGCAUGCACACGCGUGCAUGGAGAGUGUGGCAGGCACGUACACGUACACAUGGCAGAACUGCAUGCACACAGGGACACCGCGCUCGCAGAGCUCGGCCAGUCUCCCCCCACGGCCCGAGAGGGGGCUGCGGCGCUCGGCGUCGCUGGGCAGGGGCGCGGGGGGGACCCCCAUGUCCAGCCGGGGGCCCCCCGUGGCCACGCUGCAGCGGGGACGGCAGCCCCUGUGCCGCCCGGCCGUGCCCGAGUCCAGCUUCUGA